Messenger RNA from Paramuricea clavata, 2060 nucleotides. The record is from the annotation of a GenBank genome assembly. NCBI's taxonomy places the organism in Eukaryota, Metazoa, Cnidaria, Anthozoa, Malacalcyonacea, Plexauridae.
CAGAGAUUGAUUUCUUAUCCUUAAAGCACACGAGAAAUCUAGUCAUUAUCUCUGUUAAAAGCAACAUUGUUUUUGUUUACGCUAAAAUCGUAGGCGUAUUCCUACAAAGGCGAAGUAGGCAAAGCCGUAGGAUGACUUACACCGAUAAAAGGAAAUUCAAUACGGUUGUCGAAGAUCAGCCAGUCGCGAUGAGAGACUUAUAUGAAAGUAUAUUCCAUUCUGAAGGCUUGCAAGGGAAACACGACAGAGCAGAACUGUGUGAGGCCAGCUUGUACCGCCGGCGGAGAUCUAUUACAAAAAUAUUCCGCAACAGCAAAUACGCGCCGGGCCUGGACGACAUCGAAGAAAUGGACGAAAGCUUAGCUGAAAAUGGCACACAUGUUAGGACGUCGAGCCCAACGACAAUGUCCUUGCAUUCUUUACAUAAGGAACGAAUCAGGAAUACAAGGGGAAAGACUAGGAGAUCGAGGUCAAGAAAAAUGUCGACGCGCUCGAGUUUGGAUGCACUUCCAGAGUCAUAAAAUCUGAUGUAAUAUUAUGCCGCGGUAGCUGUAGAAAUAUGUACGUUGGUUUGUAAAGUAAGGAGAAUUUUGUGAACGUUGAAUCUAGAAUUUAACAAGGAAACGAACAGAUUAUGGUAUUAAAGCUUAAGGAAUCGCCCCUCUCGUAGAACGAAUAGAAUGCUGUCGAAAUAGGGACAAGAUAGCUGAAUAUAAAGAUUAAUGUGUUAUAACUUCGAACGUAGGUGUUAUAUUACAACACUCGGAAUAUAAACUAUGCUACGGAAUUACAGUCAAACACUGGAAUACUAAUUAUGUCACGCUACGGUUCACCGAACUUUUACUUUGUAUCAAGAUGUGAAUUUCCAACUAAACACAAUUUAUAUGUGUUUAACAUCGGUAAAACGUGGACAAAAAAAAACAAAAUUGGCUUUGCCAACUGUAGAAACGAGGGGACAUUGGAACAGCAGUACCCUCAAUUUUAAACUUACUAAAAUCUCAAUAAUUUACAUGUAUGGAAUUCGGAAUUCAAUGCAUCUCGUGGCAUGUGUCUUUGUCUCUGUUGAUAAACAUUGACAUAAAUUCGAGUAAACGUUGCUAUAAAUGGAAACGAAGGAAAAUGUUUGAAUUUUUUAAGCACUUUAAAACAAAUAUCACUCUUCAGUCAGGAAGAGUAAGGACUAAGGCGUUUGGCUAAACGGCUAAAAACAUCAAAAUAUUUACAAGGAAAUAGAUUCGAUAUAGGUUAUUCACUUAUUCUAGAAUGAAUUUAAUGUUAAAUUUUGCUGAGUAAGCGGUCACCAGGAAAAUUAGCAUAAAUAGCAAAAACAAGUCAUAUGAGUCACGAGACAUUCCGUGAUGUGAAGAAUUUGGCGCCAAUUCAGAGUGGCGAAUAUUGGCCAAAACGGAAACUUGAUGUUUUGGUUACGCUAUAUUCGCUCACGUAUUUGCGCCGAAAUCUUGUAAUGUUUUAAAAUAACUAUAUACAUUAUAUGCUUACAUUUUUUCCUCCACGUAAAUUUUGGUAUAGUUUAUAUAUGCUGUAGUUUUGUGUUGGUAGCGAACUUGAAAAGACGAAAAAAUAUCUUACAAAAAAAAUGUUAAAAGUAAUAUAUAUUUCAAAUAUAAAUAGUAUUUAUUUCGCAAUUUUGUAAAAUAGUUUUGUAAAAUUCAAAUAGGUAUCUGUAAAUAUUUUGUUACAGUAAAAAAUCAAAAAAGAACAUUAAAAUAGUUUAUAGUAAUUGCUUUGUUGUGUGAUAUGCGGAAUUCGGCUGUAGUGUAGAAACUUCCCAAUUUAAGCCUGUCAAAAGUAACAGGACUAUUAUGAAAAAUAAUUAAAAAUAUAAGAUUACUUCGCUAAUGAAAAAAUGGGAACCAUGCGAUCAGUGUUGCUAGCAAUGCUAGGAUGUCAUCUAACCUAAAAUAUAUUUGCCUGUUUUCAAUACGCAAAACAAUGGUUGCUGACUUGCACUUUUAGCCCAGCCAAACACCGCCUUGGCACUUGGCCACAGGAAUGGAAUAACAGGCAGUAAUUAAUGCCCUAACCCAUAAUCAAUAGAA